Molecule: messenger RNA, 2856 nt
Organism: Candidula unifasciata
Lineage: Eukaryota; Metazoa; Mollusca; Gastropoda; Stylommatophora; Geomitridae
Source: the annotation of a GenBank genome assembly
AUGGCAUUCAGCACCAUCUUUAAGAAAGCCAGCAACUUAUUUGGCCUAGGAGGAUCAGAGUCCCUGAGGCCCCCUCCCUUGGAUGGGGAGAUAAUCUAUUGCAAGAACAAUGUAUGUGUGCACCCACCGGCCUCACUGCUGCUGGACACAGAACAUCAUCCAGGAUACCUCACAUUGCGAGCUCAGCAGAACCAGUCAUGUCGCCCAACUCUCAUCUUGACAUGGAUUCCUAAUGCAACACUGAAGAAAAAUCCUCACAGCAUUGAAAGCAGUCCCAUCAAAUCUCGAUCCAGCACUCCGAAAAUCAGCCCUAGACGUAACCCCAAACAAGAAUUUGCAAAAUCAGACGAGUCAGUAACACUGACACCUUCGCCGUCUCCUAGCACAUACGAUUCAUAUCCAGAUCGACGAUUGAAAAAAUUGAGCACUGAUACUACCAGCAUCUGCUCUGAGAUAUCACUGGAGUCAAAAGAGGAUUCUCCAAGCAUAGAUGAGUCAUACAUUGGAGAAGAAACAUCUAAGACCAGUGGAAGUAAGCUAAGUUGCAGCUACAAGUCACAGUGUGACUCAGGAAUAGGUACAGAAGAAGGGCAACACACUUCCAGCAUCAGCAGUGCAUACCAACCCCAGAAUAACGAAAAAAGUCUACAUCUCGGAGUAAAACCCUCCAGGGUUGGAGUGCAUGUCAACGAUUUAAACAGCUGGGACAAAAGUUCAAGAUCUGAUCACAAAAAUGUGGGAAUUGGUAAAGAUCCAAACCACAGCACAGAUGAGUUGCAUUUAACGAAACAAACUCCAUUCCAACUGGUGGCAAGUUCAUGUUUGAAAACAGAAACAAACUCCAUGCCAAGGUUAAAGACAAAGGGGGGGGUUGGGAUCAAACCAGUCAGCAUUGAAAUAGAGGGAGACAAACUUGUUGUUGUCACUGAACAGCAGGAAGGUGCCACCAACAUGCCUUCAGACCCAAACAUCAAUCGCAACGAGAGUAAAUUUGAAACCAGCAGCUCCCAGUCGACAGACAUCGACACCCAGAGCCUGAGUUCUGACUCCAACAAUCAGAGCCCUUGCAGCAUCGGUAUCAAGCCCACCAUGUCAAAGGUUACCGAGGAUGGAAUAAAUUAUGCAGAUGGGCUUCCUGAUCUGACUGCACAGUUGAGAUCAAGGGUUCCUUUAGAGCUACAUUUACCUCAGACAACACGGCCUCCCCCCAACACUCCUGCAAUGACUCCAGAUGUCAAUGUGGCCAAGUCUAGAUCUAGAUCUGUGUCAUGUUCUUCAACCACAACUUCAGGCCCUGACUCAAGACCAGUAACUCCUUGUACAUCAGAGGGAGAAUCUGUACCCACUUCUCCACAUCAGGAUUGGACAGGUGACCAGCCGGAGUCUCCCAGCAGCUGCAGUUCUGCUGGCAUGUCACAUAACCUGACUUUUCCAGAAAAUGCCAUGAUAACCUCGAGCAGCUCCUGUCACAAAGAGAAGCGUAGUGCCAAAGAUCAGUUGUGUGGGGUGUUUUCUGUUGAUCUAGGUCAGAUGCGUUCUUUAAGAUUGUUCUACAGUGACCAGGCUUGUACCCAAGGUCAAGUGGUCAUUGCCAGCCGGGAGAGCCAGUAUAAAAUCUUACACUUCCACAAUGGAGGUCUGGAUAAACUGGCAGAAAUCUUUGAAGAUUGGAGCCUGUUUGCCCAGGAAACAAACGAAGUAGCCGAAGGAGAUAAACCCUACCGGCAGUUUCUUGUGGUGAAGCCUCAUCUGACCGAUGACCAGUGCCACCCAGAGGAGAACUUGUUUUCCGUGGUGACCGAAGAGGUGUGGAGAGAACACAUGGCUGCCGAUGGUAGCAUUGAAGAUGUCUUCCAGUUGCGUAAAGCAAUAUUUUUUGGAGGCCUUGACCCAAGCAUCCGUCAUGAGGUCUGGCCUUUCCUCCUGCAUUAUUUUCCAUUCUCUUCAACUUUGGAGGAGAGAGAGCAGAUUAGAAAUGACAAGUAUAUUGAGUAUCAGAAUAUCCGUAAAGUCAGAGAAUCAAUGGAUCCAGAGGUCCAACAGCAGUUCUGGCGCAGUAUUCAGUGCAUUGUUGAAAAAGAUGUGAUCAGAACUGACAGAUCACAUCCGUACUUCAGAGGAGAUCACAAUCCAAACAUUGAAGUCCUAAAAAAUAUACUUCUCAAUUAUGCCAUAGCCAACCCUUUAAUGGGCUACACGCAGGGCAUGUCCGACCUGCUGGCUCCAGUGCUGGCGGCAGUGCAGCAAGAAUCAGACGCUUACUGGUGUUUCACAGGACUGAUGACACGGACCAUUUUUGUUAGCUCACCUAAAGACAGCGACAUGGACAAACAGUUGAAUUAUCUACGAGAACUGCUUCGAGUGACACUUCCAAAGUUCCACUACCACCUGAAGCUUCUCGGACAAGAUGCCAUGGAACUUUUGUUUUGUCACAGAUGGAUUCUGUUGUGCUUCAAACGGGAAUUCUGCGAGGAGGAUGCUCUGCGUAUAUGGGAGGCUUGUUGGGCCCGCUACCAGACAGAGUAUUUCCACCUUUUUGUCUGUGUUGCCAUUGUAGCAAUCUACGGAGACGAUGUUGUGGAGCAGAGACUGCCAGCAGAUGAAAUUCUCCUUCACUUCUCCAGUUUGGCUAUGCAUAUGAAUGGACAGCUAGUUCUCAGAAAGGCGCGUGGUCUUCUACAUGAGUUCAGAAAACGAUUGAAGAUCCCCUGCACUCUGUACAACUUAUGCUCUCAGGUGAAUGCUGGGAUGUGGGACAGUGGACAUGCACCUACAGUGGAAUGCAUUGGUCACCUCGGGGAUGAUGUUUGUUCAUACAACAGCUCUCCAAGUUCUCCCGUCUUCAAGGAUGACUGA